This is a messenger RNA of Symsagittifera roscoffensis, 1062 nucleotides long. RefSeq names its product zinc finger and SCAN domain-containing protein 12-like. NCBI's taxonomy places the organism in Eukaryota, Metazoa, Xenacoelomorpha, Acoela, Convolutidae. The record is from RefSeq and is a predicted model, not a curated record. Bases 1 to 1062 code for a protein of 353 amino acids. Gene Ontology annotation, biological process: regulation of transcription by RNA polymerase II. The transcript is spliced from 5 exons. Gene Ontology annotation, molecular function: DNA-binding transcription factor activity, RNA polymerase II-specific. Gene Ontology annotation, cellular component: nucleus.
AUGCUAUUUGCUUCGAAUCUAAUACAAAACUGUUUGGCCACAAACUUGAACGCUGAAAAUCAGAGGUCAUUUUUUGAAAAUUAUCUGCAAAUCUUAAGAGCUCAUUCGACUCUUCAAUCCUUUCCAUUGGCUAAUUUGGCACACUUGCGGCCAAUUCCAAGUUUGACCGAAUCUCCGCUGGCUCAGAUUUUGAAGUCUGGACUGUUGCCGUUUGAAGCUACUAAUGGACAAGAUGCUGGCUCAUUUGGAGAUAUAAAACUACCUGUGCUGCAGCAUAUGGAACUUCAGAACACCUGGUCCGAAAGUGUUGACAAACUAAUCAAACAACUAACUGGCUCAAAUGAAGAUGAGAAAGAUGGCACGCUCGAACCAAUCGAGAAAACUGGAAAAGAAACUCUCAUCGCUCAAUCUGCUUUUCAUGAAGAAUUUGGCACCGGACUGCAGAAACGAACACAAACUGAAAAUCUGAAGAUUACAAAACCACCUCUCUUUCAAUCGUCAAGUGAUGAUCGACAGCAGAAAGUUCUAGAACAUUCUGGAAAUGAUUGCGUGACGUUCCUUUGUCGUGUGUGCAAGGAAGGCUUUCAGGAUGAAGAGAGUCUAGCAAGACAUCAGAUGAUGCAUGAAGAGCUGAAGCCCUUUUCAUGUGAAAUAUGCGGCAAAAGGUUCACGCAACAGGGGACGGUGAGGCAGCACAUGCAGAUCCACCGGGGGCUGAGGAGGUACCAGUGCGACAUCUGUGGUCGGAGAUUCAACCAGAGGGGACCCCUCAGGCAACACAUGGUGUGCCACACAGGUCUGCGACCAUACCAAUGUGAUUCUUGUGACAAAGCAUUCACACGGAAGGCUCACUUGGAAGCCCACGUGACCAUCCACACCGGAGCACGUGACUUCUACUGUGAACUGUGCCGAAAAGACUUUUCCCGUUUUUCUUCUCUCUGUUCGCACCAAAAACUGCACGGAAGUGAAAAAAGUUUCGGCUGCAAAAAGUGUGGGAAAAGUUUCCCCAAUUCAAACCAACUGUGGAGUCACUUCAGAAUUCACAGUGUCGAGAAAAAUUAA